Messenger RNA from Amoebophrya sp. A25, 870 nucleotides. NCBI's taxonomy places the organism in Eukaryota, Dinophyceae, Syndiniales, Amoebophryaceae. The record is from the annotation of a GenBank genome assembly.
AUGAACGAUAAUGCUGAGUACAUCCGCAGAUCGGUCGAUCCAAUCUUGGACAAGCUUGUUGCCGCAAUGAUCACCGGUACCUACUUACAACAAGAACCUAUAAGAAAGAUAAUAUUUCAAUUCAGAUUUUAUGACUCACUGUGACAACCUUCAGUGCAAAUUAUAGUAUCAUGUACGAUAGCAUCAGAAGCAGCAACAUGACUAGAAAUAGUAUCAUUUAAUUUUCACACGUACUAGCUACUUGGUAGCAAGAGCCAGUGUCAUUUCUUGCACUGAUGUUGAAUGACUCACUGAUGUCUACAGAUCGGCCUGAGGAUGUGAUGGGCUAUAUGAUUGGAUUUCUAGAAAAGCCUGACCCCGCAUCGGAGCAGCAGAUGAGCGAGCUGCGGGAAAGAAUAAAGAUGGUACAAGGUGAAGUCGAGGCACUCGAGGCGCGCGCGGCGGCAGGUACAACCUCUACUGAGGCACCGGCUGCUGGGGCUGCAAGUGCUGCCGCAGUAGUAGACACGGCUAGUAGCGCACGGGCGCCCGCAGAAGAGGAGAGCAUAGCUGCGAAGACAUCAGAAUCGAGCGGUGCCGCAGCACCUGUGGAGGAUGAAGAGCCAGCACCAAGCGAGGACAUUGAUAGCGGCGAAGCAUGAUGGGGUGCAAGUAGUAGGAGGCCAAGGGGGGGCUGAUAGAACAGUAUGAGAUAGAAUUGAUCCUGAAACCCUACAUUUCAGCUAUUCCCGUUACACUAUCGUAUUUACAGGAAACUUGUCGGAUUAGUAGACUCGUCUGGAGAAGAUGGAGACACUCUCCUCGUGCUCCCGUGUCUGAUUGUACCAAGUAGACUCCUAUAAAGGACCCAGAACUUGCUCCACCGGAAAU